Monoraphidium neglectum is the source of this 732-nucleotide messenger RNA. RefSeq names its product phosphoenolpyruvate carboxylase. The record is from RefSeq and is a predicted model, not a curated record. Bases 1 to 732 code for a protein of 243 amino acids. The transcript is spliced from 8 exons. Gene Ontology annotation, molecular function: phosphoenolpyruvate carboxylase activity. NCBI's taxonomy places the organism in Eukaryota, Viridiplantae, Chlorophyta, Chlorophyceae, Sphaeropleales, Selenastraceae. Gene Ontology annotation, biological process: tricarboxylic acid cycle; carbon fixation. Gene Ontology annotation, cellular component: cytosol.
AUGAUCGGUUACAGUGACAGCGGCAAGGACGCCGGGCGCAUGGCCGCAGCCUGGGCGCUGUUCGAGACUCAGGAGAAGAUCGUGCAGAUCGCCGUGGACUCUGGCGUGCGCAUGGUGCUGUUCCACGGCCGCGGCGGCACCGUCGGCCGCGGCGGCGGGCCCACCCACAUGGCCAUCCGCAGGCGAGCGACGGCGGCAGCCUGGCCGCCGCCCUGCCCGCCGGGCACCAUCAACGGGCGGCUGCGCGUGACCAUCCAGGGGGAGACCAUCGAGCAGCAGUUUGGAGAGAAGGAGGUGGCGUUCCGCACCCUGGACCUGUACACCAGCGCGGUGCUGGAGGCCGGCCUGGACCCCCCCAGCGCCCCCAAGCGGGAGUGGCGCGAGAUGAUGGACUCACUCGGACGCGUCAGCUGCGAGCUGUACCGCUCCUACGUGUUCCAGCGCCCGGAGUUCGUGGAGUACUUCAACCUCGCCACGCCCGCACAGGAGCUGGGCCGCCUGAACAUCGGCAGCCGCCCCGCGAGCCGCAAGGUCACCAAGGGGGUGGAGGGGCUGCGCGCCAUCCCAUGGGUCUUCGCCUGGACGCAGACGCGCCUCAACCUGCCGGUGUGGCUGGGCAUCGGGGACGCGCUGUCAGCGGCGAUCGAUGAGGGGAAGCUGGACACGCUGCAGGACAUGUACGACAACUGGCCCUUCUUCAAGGUCCGGAUGCUUGGGAGUGUCACUGUGUGA